CUUCAUUAUAUAUUUCGUUCAAGAUCGUGAUCAGUUCCACGCAUCCUAAGUAGUCCACAUUUGUUCACAGCAAGAAACAAACAUUUCUAGCUAAGAAUGAAGAAAGCAGAGGUGGUGCUAAUCCCCAUACCUGCUAUGGGCCAUAUUGUAGCAGUAGUGGAGAUAGCUAAGCUUCUUGUUCAACGUGAUGAUCGACUCUACACAACUGUGUUGGUAAUGCAUCCAACUCUUGACCCCAGCACUACCAAGUACAAUGAGUCACUUGCUGCAUCAACUCUCCCUGAUCGUAUGCGAGUCAUUAACUUGCCCAGAGUUGAGUCCAUAACGUCAGAUACUAAAGCCAAUAACUGGCUUAGUACUUUGAUUGAAGGCCAAAAACCCCAUGUCAAAGAAUAUGUUUCAAAGACGAGAACUCAAUUUGAGUUGAGCCUCGAUGCUCCUCGAAUUGCUGGGUUUAUUUUUGAUUCGUUUGCUACAGGACUGAAAGAAGUGGCCAAUGAAUUUGGGUUUCCAUGGUAUGCUUUCUCUGCUCCAGGUGCAGCUUUUCUUGGUUGUGAAUUGCAUCUUCAGGCUCUUCAUGAUGAGCAGGGAGUGGACCUUACUGAGUUCAAGAACUCGGACGUUGAGUUGAAAAUUCCGAGUUUAGCGAACCCGCUUCCUGCUAAACUUUUGCCUUCGGUUUUGUUUCAGAAAGAUUCGCUCGCUAAUUUCCUUGAGCAAGCAAGAGCAUUGGCUGAAGCCAGAGGUAUUUUGGUUAAUACAUUUUUCGAGUUUGAAUCCAAUGCGGUUAACUCUCUUUCAAAUGGUAAAACCCCUCCAAUAUAUCCGGUGGGACCGAUUGUUAAACAUGAAACAGACUGUCAUGAUGUGGGUUGGGAUGGGAGCAAGAAGCACAGAGACAGAGACAUCAUGGAAUGGCUUGAUGAUCAGCCUCCAUCAUCAGUUAUGUUUUUGUGCUUUGGAAGUCAUGGAAGUUUUAGGGAGAAACAGGUGAAAGAGAUUGCCUGUGCACUAGAGAAUAGUGGGCAUCGAUUCUUAUGGUCGCUACGUAAACCUCCACCGAGAGAAAAGUGGGAACCCCCUAGUGAUUAUGCAAAUUUUCAAGAAAUCUUACCGAAAGAGUUUUUAAACCGGACAGCUAAGAUUGGGAAAGUAAUCGGAUGGGCACCUCAGGUUGACAUAUUGGCUCAUCAAGCGAUAGGAAUGUUUGCUUCGCAUUGUGGAUGGAAUUCUAUACUAGAAAGUAUAAGGUUUGGUGUUCCAAUUGUCGCCUGGCCAUUAUAUGCAGAGCAACAGUUCAAUGCCUUUCAAAUGGUAAUUGAGUUGGGAUUAGCCGUGGAAAUUAAAAUGGAUUACAGGAGGGAUUUUCAUGGUGAUAAUGAAAUAAUUGUGGGUGCUGAUGGUAUAAUGAAAGCAAUAAAGCAUGUUAUGGAGCAAGGUAAAGAAAUAAGAAAGAAGGCAAAAGAGAUGAGCAGAAUAAGUGAGAAAACCUUGAUGCCUGGUGGAUGUUCGUAUUCUUCUUUGGGUCGUUUAGUUGAUGAUAUAAUAGACAACCAGCCAUGAAGCAACUGUUCCAACUAUGCUCUAAGUUUUUGCUUCAAAUAAGCUACUAUUUGUCAUUUUUUUUAGGAGAAAAAUAUUUUUUAUGUACUCUUGUUUUGUAUAAAAAAAAAAAUACAAUUGAUGAGGUUCUAAAUCCACAUAA
Populus trichocarpa (black cottonwood) is the source of this 1705-nucleotide messenger RNA. RefSeq names its product anthocyanidin 3-O-glucosyltransferase 6. Lineage: Eukaryota; Viridiplantae; Streptophyta; Magnoliopsida; Malpighiales; Salicaceae. The transcript is spliced from 2 exons. The coding region runs from base 97 to 1563 and encodes 488 amino acids. Gene Ontology annotation, molecular function: UDP-glycosyltransferase activity. The record is from RefSeq and is a predicted model, not a curated record.